AUAUCUGCAGGUAAUUUUUUGAAUCACGUUACUAGUGUAACAAAAUCGUGGAGACAUGUUAAUUCGUAUCUAAAAUCAUAAGGAUUCAAGAGGAAAUGCCGAAACAAAAAUCUGGGAUAAAAAAUGAAUCGUUUGAAAUGGAAGAAAUAGAGAAUAAUUCACAUUCUCAUCCACGCCAUAGUGCCAAAAAGGCUACAAGGAGAAAGUUUAAUGAAAAGCAGCCUGAUAGUCCGAAAGCAAUUUCUUGUGAAAAGACUAUUGAAACAAAUGAAGGGAUUGGUAGCCAAGAUGGAAUCCUUGAAAUUAUUAUUUAUAGAACUGAUCGGCUCAAAGUGGCUUCCUCAACAUGUCAUUUAUUUGUUCGUGUUCACAUUAUGGAUACUGAAACAGAAGACUACAUAAAAUGUGACAAAAAAAUCUCUGGGUCUAUGGUAGAACAGUCGACUUACGUACUCCCGGUCAAAACAAAGCUGGUUAAUACAAAAUAUCAGGAUUUACUUAUGCCUGUUUGGGAUGAAAUAAUCAUUAUCAACGAACAUUUUCGCACUUUUGCCAAUAACAAAAAUGUUAUUUUGUUUUUUGAGAUUCUUGAUUCAAUUGGAAAUAUAUUUGGAAGAAGUAGCAGUGACAACGUCAAAACAUCUAGUGGGCAAAAUAUUGGCUCCCUUAUGACUGCGUGGGCAUUCCUUUUGCUGACGAAUUCCAAUGGUCAAUUAAAUACUGGUCCUAGAAAGCAACGAUUACAGCUUUAUGAGCCUAUUAUUAAAACAUCCACUUAUCCCCUAGAAAAAGUGGGGAACUUGGCAGUUGGGAAAAUGUCAAGUUUAAGUAUUUUGCAAAAGCAUCAACUGCUAGCAAACGCCAGCCCCAAUUUAUUGGAAGACAAUGCAGUUGAGUCAGGCUAUCAUUUGUUAUCAUGUUGGAAAUCUGGAAGCCGAUAUAGAGUACCUUACCCUUCAUCACUUUAUGUAACCGUCAAGGAAACCGUUAUAAAAAAGUCUUUAGAAGGGCAUUCAGACGACAAAAUGGACUCAAAUCAAAACAUUUUCUUUCAAACAAAACAGUCAGAAAUCUUUGUACAACCCAAUAUAAACAUAAGUGAGUCAGCCCAACAUAACAUUUUACUGGAGAAUGAAAGUAGUGCUUUGAAUGCUAUGAGUGAAAGUAAACCAAGUGAACUACAGAAGUCUUGGACUAGAAAAUCUCAUCAACCAUGUCGUAUUCCAAACAUACUUGUUGGCUAUGGGGUAACAACAUGUAUAAAUACAGAUGAUAAUUUCGAGUUUUCAUUAGAUAUGGAAGCAAAUAAAAAAUAUUGCACGUCGACAAAAUCUUCUGGAGCUCAGUGUUUGGCAUUUUCACCAGAUGGUAAAUGGUUAGCGGUUGGAGUUAUACGAAAUUUACUGCUGAAUAAUACAACUGGAACUCCUACGAAAAAUAAAACAAAUAAAAUGGACUGUUCUGUUCUAAUUUAUAAGUUUCCAUUCGAUAACAAACGUAGCCAGCCAAAUUUAGAGUUAGCAGGACAUUCAGAUAUAAUCUAUUCUGUAGACUGGGCCAAAACUCCUGUGAUCCAAAACCAUAAGAAUAAAUCUACUCAAAAAUAUUCCAGUAAAGAUUUUUCUAAUACAAAAAUAUUUUGGAUUCUAGCAUCCGGUUCAGCUGAUGGGACUGUAAGAGUAUGGAGAUUGCAAUUUAAUCAAGUGUAUGAAAAUUUUACCAAUGAUCCUAAUACUAAUAUACCUGUUCCAUCUGAUACAUCAAAAUCUCCAUUUCAAGUUGGUCAAAUCAUUAACGGAUCAUCUCACAAGAAAGGUAUUUUAUGUAAUGUGCUUGGUCAUCCGAAUUUUGUGUAUAGCGUAGCAUUUAAACCGAUAUCUAAAGAAUUGGCUUUGAAUGAUUUUCGAAUUCUUCAAACUUUGGUAAAUCGAGAUCAUCUACUUGCAACAGCAUGUUAUGAUCGUGUUAUUCGUUUAUGGAGUAUCAAACACAAUGAAACUCAAUUACUACAAGAAUUGAAUGGAGUACACCAAUCACAUAUAAAUAGUUUAACAUUUGAUACAGAUGGAUCACGCAUAUACUCAGGUGAUGCUUUAGGUCUGAUUGUCAUCUGGAAAGAAACAGAAAACCAACAACGAAAACAAGUUAAAUGUCAGCCCAAAUGGAUGUUUGAGAAAAAAAUUGAAGUUCGAGAACUAGAAAUGUGUAUAAUCAACCAUUUAGAGUUUCAUCCUACACUCAAUCUUUUACUCGUACACACAAGGGAUAACUGUCCAAAAAUGCUUGAUUUAAGAUCAAAUUUUAUCACAACACGAUUUCAUGGAGCAUUGAAUAAUACUGAAUUAUUACGUAGUUGUAUUUCACCAUGUGGUUCAUUCUUAUUUUCUGGUUCCGAAGAUCAAAAUGUUUAUGUGUGGAAUGUCAAUACAGGUGAUCAAGUUGCAUGUUAUCAGAAUUUACAAUUGCCAGGAUCUGUUACCUCAAUAAGUUAUCAUCCUAUGGAUAAUGUGAUAGCUUUCGCCGCUGUUGGACCAGACUCACCAAUUGCUAUAUACGCAUACAAUAUAAAAGCUAAUCAGUUGACAACAUUAUCUCAAAAAAUAAAUGAAGAAAAACUGCCAUUUUAUGAAGAGGAAUCGAACUACAUUGAACAACCACCUGAUAUUCUUGCAUCUCAUGUCAAAUUUAAACAACGUGAUGUUGAACGAGUAUUACUUGCAAUGUCUAAGCUAGAAAGUGUUCUGAACGUUUCCAAACCUUUAGCAAAAUAUCCUCAAAACAAUUUACAUGAAUUAGAAUGGAGACCAACAUUUACUGUAAUUGAUGAGGUUUCUGAUCUACCAAGUACAGUAGAUAAAUUGCAUUCAGUGAAGAAUGCUGCUAUCAGGACACAAACAUCUGAGAGUACCACAACUGUCUUCACAGCGCUAUAUGAUUAUCAAGCUCAAAGGUCAGAUGAAUUGAAUUUCAAACGUGGCGAUAAGUUGAAAAUAUUGUACAAAGAUACUCCUAGAUGGUGGAUGGCAAAACUGGUUACUACUGGUCAACAAGGAUUUGCACCAGCUAAUUAUAUCUCAGAAGAUAUUCAUGGUAAAGAUGAUAACAACAGUCAACAGCUCACUUCAACAAACAAGCACAAUCCAUCAAAUUUGUCUAAAACACAUUUAAAGCAUCUAGAUUUAUCAGAAGAACAAAUUCUUAGUAAAGUUAACAAUAAAUCUGGUUCAGUGAACAAUAAUAAUUUGCGUUUAUGGGAUUCUGGUUUGAUAGAUGAUAACAUCAAUUAUUCGAAAAAUUCACAAACUCAGUCUAAUUAUAUGGAUCUUUUUAAUACAGACAUGAAGCCUAUUACACUGAGUUCCGGUUCAAUGAAAAAACGUAAGAGUUCUGCAAGACCUUUACCCACGUUAAAUUAAGCAUUAAAAUGUAUUGUCUUUAUACCCUUCAGUAUUAAUAUUACUCUAUUUUCUUUUUUAAAUUGCUUUUCCUAUAUUAUCGAAGUCUAGUUGCGUUUUUUAAAACAAAAUUUAUUCUUACUACUUUUUUAAGGCAUGGGAAACAUGUGUAUUAUUUCAUUUAACAGUUGUAACAAGGAGGAAUUCAGAGUGUAUCAUGUUUAAGAAUAAACCAGUACAUUUAAAAUACAAAUUUAUCAGCACAUGUAACGAAAGAGCUUUAAUCUACAGGUUACUAAGUAGUGUCUAACAAGAUUCUUCAUAUCUCAAAUAAAAACAUAUUUAACCGACGGUGAAGCUGUUUAGUUUUGCUUUAUGUUAGUUAUCUAUGACCAAAUUGUGAUUACCUUGUGUUUAACGUGUCGAUGUGAUCCUUUAGAUUUUGGUCAAACUCCACAAAGCUUCUGUCUUACAUUACCCCAUAACUUUUCACGUCACAAACGCUAUUCAAGCGUACAUAAAGUAAAACGAACUAUAAUACAACGUGACCAAUGUUCAAGUGAGAGAGAACUCCAUGAUCACGACCGGAAGUAAUGUAUUUGGAAUUUAAAUCAAGCGCGAAAUAAUGUAUCAUUAAAUUGAUACUUCACGCAAAAACACAUAAAACAGUUUGUGUGACUUAGCAACUUCUAGUAGUUCAAUUAAAUGCCUAAUUGUUUACGAUAUGUAGCUACUUCAAAUAUUACGUGAAUCAAGCUAUGCUAUUUCCUAAGAGUCUUCCAUUCCCAAAUAUGUCAUUACUAGCAAGCAGUGUAGCUUUCUGGAUCACCAACUUCUAACUAAUAGGAUGGGUUAUCUGAUGGGGUCACUAAGAAAAUCAACAUUCAUCUAAAUGUAUUGGGUCCAUAUGCUACAUGUUCUGUAAAACUUUGUGCAUCGUCAAAACUUCUUACAGGACGGUACAAUUACAAUAAAAUAAGAAUCGCAAUACAGCUGAGUUUGGAACAUUGAUGAACACUAAAAUUUCUGGUCAAAAAUAGUGAGGGGUUAGUUUGUUGAAAUCUCAGUGUUGUGGGGGAUGAUUCUUUAAAUAUUAAAACGUAUAAUCUUUGUCAUUGUCUUUCAGAUAUCUGAAAAAAUAAAAUACUAGUUGAUAGUAAGAGAAAUGAUUGAGAUCCCAAGGGAUUAGGAUUCUGGAAAGGAAUCCAGAGAAGGUGUGUGACUUGUUAAGUAAAGAAUACCAAUAAUUUACAAUACAACUCAACAAUCACUCAAAACGUGAUUGUACUACUGUUUCCCAUAAUCAUUCUGUAAUUUCCAGCAUUUGGAUGCAAAGUAUAGUUAGUAGUUUGGCAAGUUAAAUUAUUCAAGGAAACUGUGUUAUCACAAAGACCUCUUUACAGACUUGCAAAUAACAGAAUCUGAGGAUUGACAAUAAAUUGAAAUAACUAUUAAGGAAUCAAAAGACAAAAAUUCAGGAAUGAAACCAGUUCGUAGUGUCAAUUUAGGCUCUCUUGGUGUCAGUAAAGCCGAUUGCCAUUUCUGGGAACUUUCUGUAUUAUAAUUGUCACAGUAGACCAAUCUAGGCAACUGCAAAAAGCAAAGAGAUUGAUGCGUUCUGUUCACUAUUUAUACAGGAAUAAACUAAUUAUUUUUUGGUCAACGGGUAGUUAGUUCUAGAUGAGUGAGUACCAAGAGACCGGAUUUCA
Messenger RNA from Schistosoma haematobium, 5104 nucleotides. It is a transcript of the gene AHI1, whose product is annotated as Jouberin. Gene Ontology annotation, cellular component: ciliary basal body. The record is from RefSeq and is a predicted model, not a curated record. Gene Ontology annotation, molecular function: protein binding. Lineage: Eukaryota; Metazoa; Platyhelminthes; Trematoda; Strigeidida; Schistosomatidae. Gene Ontology annotation, biological process: motile cilium assembly. The transcript is spliced from 18 exons. Bases 96 to 3416 code for a protein of 1106 amino acids.